AGUGGAAAAAGUAAACGAUUGUUUUGAGAGACAGCAAUCACGCGCGAUGGCUUACAGUCUGAUAUUGCGCCCUGACCUUCAGGACAUUCUGAACAGAUACACGGAAAUGCGUGAUAAACUUGUCGCGCUAAAUGCUUUCAGCGAGGAGCAGCGAAAGAUCUUGGAAUCCGAACGAGAGCAGUCGAAAAUAUUGAAGGAGAGAAUGAAAAAACUACUCUGUUGGAUGUUCAAACGUGAGGACGAGUACAAGGCGUCUUUGGACAGUCUGAACAAAAGGAACAACGAGUUGCAGCGCGACUUGGCCAACGUGAAACUUGAACGCGAACGUGCCGAACACACGAACGACGUCAAAGUUCUCAAAUUGCAGGAGGAAGUUGAUUAUUUGCGCAAGCAAGUAGCCCAAUUUGAAGACAAGCUCAAACAGCAAUUAAUGUUGCAAAAUUAUGAUCAUAAGAGCGAAAUUAGUGAAUACAAACGUCUUUUAGAAGAUUCAAAUGCAAGAAUAUCUUUUCUGGAACGUAAUGCAGCAAGAAAAACCAAAUUACACAAUGUAGAGAGCCAUCCUGCCUUAACAAAUGAAACGGAGACAAAAAAAACGGAGACAAAAAGGAAACACAAUUUAGCUGAUAAACUGCUUGUAAAAGUCGAGAAAGUCCAGAAGAGAAGAAAAUUAUUUCGAGAAGACGAGGAAAAUGUGUUUGAUAUUGUUUAAAAAAAAAAAAGAUAACGUUAUAUUUACAUAUUUACAUAUUUGCAACAUUUAAUACGUGGUGCUGGGUAUUUAAUGUAUAAUGCAAAU
Messenger RNA from Pseudomyrmex gracilis, 799 nucleotides. Its product is annotated as serine/threonine-protein kinase mrck-1-like. The record is from RefSeq and is a predicted model, not a curated record. The transcript has 5 exons. NCBI's taxonomy places the organism in Eukaryota, Metazoa, Arthropoda, Insecta, Hymenoptera, Formicidae. The coding region runs from base 47 to 712 and encodes 221 amino acids.